Molecule: messenger RNA, 3507 nt
Organism: Drosophila subobscura
Lineage: Eukaryota; Metazoa; Arthropoda; Insecta; Diptera; Drosophilidae
Gene: goe
Product: protein gone early
Exons: 11
Coding region: 328-2997 (889 amino acids)
Biological process (GO): protein processing
Cellular component (GO): plasma membrane
Molecular function (GO): metalloendopeptidase activity
Source: RefSeq, a predicted model, not a curated record
AAAGCAAGAAAAGUAGCGGGAUAUUUUGAACAGUUAGGCUCAUCGUCGCGGCGCGUAAAAAUUCAACUGUUUUUCACUUAUACUACUGUGAUUGCGCGUGUGUAUUUUUUUCGGGUGUACUUUGUGUAGAAUCGCUGUGCGAGGCGCAAUGCGAGAAGCGUGCAUUUAAAAUGUUUAAACUGUUGCCAAUCGAGCUAUAAACAAAAAGAUCUGAAAAUGUCUGAAUACUUGCAUUGAGGAAGCGCCGCAGACACCUCCACAGACGACAGACGACAGACGAUUCCACGAGCCCGUUCAGAGUCUCGAGCCGGAAAAAGCGCGAGAAUCAUGGCCAUCAAUCAGGGCAAGUACAAGCCCACCAUUUGUGCCAUCGAUGAGGUGGAUGAUCGCAGCUACAAGCUGCACAACAGCCAGGACGAGAUCCGUGGCAAGAAGCAGCUGCAGCAGCAGCAGCAACAGCAGAUCGAGGGCAGCGAGACGGCGCCACUGACGACGAACCAACAGAAGCUGCACAUGGAUGAGGCGGGUCUGACGCCCAAAGACCUGGAGGCGGCUCGCCAAGAGGCGCUCAGCGAGGUCAGCGGUGGAGUGGCAGGCGGUGGCAGGACACCCACAGCGAAUACACCCAACUCCACGCAUCCCUCGGCGAAUGGACUGAGAGCCUUGCUGCUUCCAGGACGUCGCUCCUUCGAUGCGUUGAUGAGUUUGUCGCGGAAGCGAAGGAUCUUGUAUGUGACCACCGCCUGCCUGUGCGCCCUGCUGCUGAUCAUCAUCAUCAUGCUGCUGGCCUUCUGGCCGGAUGUGCCCUUCUAUCUGCGCGCGCCGCUCUGCCUGGAGCGGGAGUGCGUGGAGAGCAGCCGCCAGCUGCUGCUCUGGGCCAACACAUCGAAGAGUCCGUGCCACCAGACAUACGAGUGGGCGUGCGGCAACUUUGCCAGCGACUACGCCGACAACGACUACUUUGUGAUCAAGCGUGGCGAAUGGAACUACAAGACUUACAAUGAGUAUCAGGAACUCAAUGAGCUGAAUCGCUUCAUCUCGAUGCUGCCCAACACGGCGGAGGGCUCCUACUCCGUGGAGUCCACCAUCAGCAGCUUGUACCGCAGCUGCCGCGAGAUCGAUGCCCUCGACAAGAGCCAGUCGGAUCUGCUGCUCAAGCGAGCCAUCAAAUCCGUGGACGGCUGGCAGCUAUUCCGGGAUGCGAAUCGCCUGCAGUAUUGGGAGCACAAGCGGGCGCUGGUGCAUCUGCAGGCCAAGUACGGAGUGUUCCCCUACUAUCGCAUCAGCGUGGAGAACGGCUACAGCAACCCGCAUGACUAUGUGAUUGCCGUCGACGAGGGUGAGAUUGGUUUGCCGGACAAGUACUUCUAUGGCCCCGAUGCCGACGAGGAUGUGGUCAGAGGCUACAAGCUGCUGCUCCGCGACUUCGCCAUCAAUAUGGGUAUUGUGUCGCGCGAGGCGGAUCUGUUUGCCGAUGAUAUCUUCCACUACGAGCGCCGCAUUGUCAAUCACAUGGAGGAUGCCAAGGCCGGCGGAGAGCGGCAGUUGAACAGGUUGAUGCGUUUGGCCGACUUGAAGACCAAAGCACCAUCGCUGCCAAUCUUUGAGUCGCUGCAGGCCAUAUUUCCGAACACAAGGAUCACCGAGGACACCGAGGUCUUGGUGCGCGACGUGGAGGUGCUGCACUCCCUCUCCGAGCUGCUCUCCACCUCGGACAAGAAGCCCAUCAAUAAUUUCAUCGUUUGGUCGCUGGCCCGCCAAAUGCUGCCGCACCUGUCCAAGGAGUAUCGCACGCUGGCGGAGCACUUCGACCAUGCCAUCUAUGGCCGCACGGCCAGCUACCCGCGCUGGCUCGUCUGCAGUCGCGUGGUGCGCGACUGGCUGCCCUUUGCCGUCGAGGCGCUCCAGCAGCAGCCGCCCCAGCAGCAGUUCGAGCGGCAGGCAGCCAGCCCUGCGGCGGCUGGUGGCAUGAACGAAACCCAUGCCAGCGAGGAGUAUCUGCGCCUCAUGUUCUACAGCCUGCGCAACCAGCUGCAGGACUCGCUGGAGCAGGCCAGCUGGCUGGAGAGCGCCGCGCGGCAGUUCCUCAGAAAGAAGCUGGACGAGAUGCGACUGCAGUUCGGCAUACCCGGGGAGGUGCUGGAGCAGGCCAACUACCUGAAGGACUACUACAACGAUCUGAUGCUGAACAAUCUGUACUUCGUGGAGCAUCUGGAGUCCAUCUGGACGUUCCGGCGCACGCGGCUCGAGAGGAAGCUGAAGCCGCUCGGCAUGCUGGAUGUCAUUGUUUCCGAGAUGUACACGAGGGACAAUCCACAGGCCAUUGCCUACUCGAACAAGCUGAAUAUGCUGCUGGUGUCGCGGGUCCUGAUUAGCUCCAGCUACUACGACUAUCGCUAUCCAGUCGCCGUCAACUUUGCCCGUAUUGGCACAGACAUUCUGGAGGCUUUGAUCGCGAACUUUCCCACAUUUCUGCUGCAGUUCAACGACCAGAGCUCGGACCUGAGCGACGCCGUGCCGGAGAUCCGCUACGCCCAGCCGGAUGUCAAUUGCUUGGCCAGCGGCCAGCCGCCCCGCCUCACCCACGAGCUCAACGAGCUGUCCAGCACGGCCCUCGAGAGCUUCCACGUGACGCUGGGUGCGGCGAGGACGGCGGCGCGGGCCCUGAGCAGCUUUGUCAGCGCCAUCGAUGCGGGCAGCGCCAUUCAGGGCUCGGGCAUCGAUCAGGGGAACACCUACGAGGCCCUCGGCCUCACGCGACGCCUGCGCGUGCCCGGCCUGAGGUCGUUCAACGAGAACGAGCUCUUCACCCUCGCCUACAUGCAGCAGCAUUGCAGCACCACGGUGGCGGACAAGGACUAUGCCAGGAUAAAGCCGCAUGUGGAGCGGCAGCUGGCCGAAAGAUAUCUAUUCAAUGCCACCUGGCAGCACAUACAGUUCCUGCCACGCUCCACCAACUGUGCCGUGUCCGAGCCGAGUUGUUCCAACUUGCUCUGAAACCCAUUCGAUCGUCCCCAGGCACACAGCGACUGUGGAUGAUUUGUUGUACAAUUCCAGCAACGAGAAGACGAAGAAAACCCUCUACAAAUAUUUAUUGUACUAUUUUUUUUUACUCCCACACAUUGCCAGAGACACACACACACACACGCAGAGAAUCGCCUUAGAUUGUAGUCUAGAGUUUAAGCUAAUUUAGUUGUAAACACAAAGGAUUUAGACCUGACAGUGACUAGCCACCGUUGACAUCACCUCACCAACUGCCCCCCCGUCUGGCGUUCAGCUUCAUUCGAAACCUUGUCAAGCGAUGAGGCUGGAGCAGCAUCCCCCCCCGCACUUACUGCUAACUGGAAAACAUUGAGAGAACAUUGAGAGUUACUUGAAUUAAGUACGAACCUAGCUUAGGGCCGAAACACUAAUCUUAGUUAGUUGCUAAGCACUCUGCAUGCCCCCCCCUGUAUAGAUUGAUGAAUUUUCAUUUGCGAACAAUUAAAGCCUGAAUGAACCUUUCAA